Messenger RNA from Lates calcarifer (barramundi perch), 1052 nucleotides. Its product is annotated as olfactory receptor 11A1-like. Lineage: Eukaryota; Metazoa; Chordata; Actinopteri; Centropomidae. Gene Ontology annotation, molecular function: olfactory receptor activity; G protein-coupled receptor activity. The record is from RefSeq and is a predicted model, not a curated record. Gene Ontology annotation, biological process: G protein-coupled receptor signaling pathway. The transcript has a single exon. The coding region runs from base 1 to 927 and encodes 308 amino acids. Gene Ontology annotation, cellular component: membrane.
AUGGAUGCUGAAGUAAAUGUAACAUAUCUAACUUUUGGUGGGUAUGUCGAACUGCAGAAAUACAGAUAUCUUUAUUUUACGAUAAUGUUUACAGUAUAUAUUCUAAUAAUCUACUGUAAUUCUGUCAUUGUGUUUCUUAUCACAAUUCAUAAAAACCUCCAUGAGCCUAUGUACAUUUUCAUUGCAGCUUUGUUAAUCAACACUGUUCUUUACAGCACUGCUAUCUACCCAAAGCUUUUGAUUGACUUUUUAUCUGAAAAACAGAUCAUAACUAUUGCAUUUUGUCUGUUUCAAGGAUUUUCAUAUUACACUCUGGCCACUUCAGAGUUUUUACUGUUGGCAGUCAUGGCCUAUGACAGGUAUGUGUCUAUAUGUAAACCUCUGCAAUAUCCAACUAUCAUGAGAGAAACAGCUGUCAAAGGCUUCCUGAUCUUAGCUUGGCUUGUACCUGCUUGUGUGACUGCAGUGUCAGUUGUACUGUAUGCUAAUGUCAAAUUCUGUAACUUUACUAUGAAGGGAAUAUUCUGCAACAAUUCAGGGUUCAAACUUCAGUGUGUGAUCUCAGAAGCUAUAUCUAUAUAUGGUGUGGUCAUGUUGCUUAACAUUGCACUUUUCCCUAUGCUCUUCAUACUUUUCACAUACACCAGGAUACUUAUAAUAUCCUAUAGAAGUUGUAAAAAAGUCAGGAAAAAAGCUGCACAGACCUGUUUACCACACCUGCUGGUAUUGAUUAACUUUUCCUGCUUUAUAAUUUAUGAUAUUGUUGUAGUUCGAGUGGAAUCAGAUUUACCAAAACUUGCCCGUUUAAUAAUGACUUUACAAAUGAUUGCUUAUCAUCCUCUCUUAAAUCCAAUCAUAUAUGGAUUAAAAAUGAAAGAAAUCUCUAAACACCUCAAGAGGUUGUUGCUUCAGAUCAAAUCACACUAAUAUGUAAACAUUAUUAUUAUUCCUGAUGUUGUGUAGUUUCAUCAGUAAUGACGAUACACUGUGUUUGUUAAUAUGUAUUUCAUAGAUUUAUUUUUAUGACUGAUGCACAGUAUUGGUACAUAGUA